Molecule: messenger RNA, 483 nt
Organism: Chilo suppressalis (striped riceborer)
Lineage: Eukaryota; Metazoa; Arthropoda; Insecta; Lepidoptera; Crambidae
Source: the annotation of a GenBank genome assembly
AUGUUGAUGCGCAGUAUGAAAAACAACAAUACAACGAAGAAUGGCCGAUUGGAGUCUCGUGACUGCCACCACCUGAGCCAUUUGUCGCGUAACGUCUUACGAGCGCGACGCGGGGUCGUGCGUAUGUUGAUCGUCGUCGUGCUGACCUUCGCCAUCUGCAACCUGCCGUUCCACGCGCGCAAGAUGUGGCAGUACUGGUCCAGCGGUUACGAGGGCACCAGCGACUUCAGCACUUUACUCACGCCUCUUACUUUCCUGAUCACAUACUUCAACUCAGGCAUUAACCCGCUCUUGUACGCUUUCCUUUCAAAGAAUUUCCGGAAAGGCAUGAGGGAGCUGCUCUUCUGCAACUUUCACGGGAAAAGGAAAAGCGAGAACAUGAUCGUUCUCAACUCGGUCGGAGUCGGGUUACGGAGGAGCUCGACGCGGUCUACUCGUGCCAACUGCAGCACUGUCACGAUGGCGCCAAACGGGGACUCAUGA